Messenger RNA from Mytilus californianus (California mussel), 7798 nucleotides. Its product is annotated as dihydropyrimidine dehydrogenase [NADP(+)]-like. Gene Ontology annotation, biological process: uracil catabolic process; thymine catabolic process. Bases 30 to 3137 code for a protein of 1035 amino acids. NCBI's taxonomy places the organism in Eukaryota, Metazoa, Mollusca, Bivalvia, Mytilida, Mytilidae. Gene Ontology annotation, cellular component: cytosol; cytoplasm. Gene Ontology annotation, molecular function: dihydropyrimidine dehydrogenase (NADP+) activity; NADP binding; uracil binding. The transcript is spliced from 23 exons. The record is from RefSeq and is a predicted model, not a curated record.
CGCAUUUAUAUGUAAACAAGUUCAGCAUCAUGGCCACGUUGUUGAGCAGGGAUGUGCAAGAUAUAGAGAACAUAUUGGCUCUCAAUCCUAAAAUUCAUCAAAAUGCCAAUCUGGUUCCAAGUGCUUCCACCAAGAAGAACAAACAACACUGGAAAAGGAACCAGGAAAAAGGAUGUAAUAGUUGUGAAACAAAGGAGAAGAACUUUGAAGAUAUAAAACAUACAACAUUGAGUGAAAGAGGUGCAUUAAAAGAAGCAUCUAGAUGUUUGAAAUGUGCUGAUGCACCAUGUCAGAAGAGCUGCCCAACUCAGCUUGAUGUCAAGGCUUUCAUUACUAGUAUUUCUAACAAGAAUUAUUAUGGAUCUGCUAAAUACAUAUUUUCUGACAACCCUCUGGGAUUGACUUGUGGUAUGGUAUGUCCUACAUCUGACCUUUGUGUAGGAGGAUGUAAUUUAUAUGCCUCAGAAGAAGGUCCCAUAAACAUUGGUGGACUACAACAGUUUGCUACAGAGGUGUUUAAGCAGAUGAAAAUACCUCAGAUAAGAGAUCCAUCAUUACCUCCUGUUGACCAACUUCCUGAGAGUUAUCAGGCUAAGAUAGCUUUGAUUGGUUGUGGACCAGCAAGUAUUAGCUGUGCUACCUUCCUAGCCAGACUUGGGUACACCAACCUGACUAUUUUUGAGAAACAAGAAUAUAUAGGUGGACUAAGCUCUUCAGAAAUUCCACAGUAUAGAUUGCCAUACAGUGUUGUUGACUUUGAAGUCCAAUUGAUGAAAGAUUUGGGAGUUAAGAUUGUGAAUGGUAAAGCAUUGGACAAAAAUGAUAUAACCAUACAGAAGUUAAAAAAUGAUGGUUAUGAAGCUGUUUUCCUUGGCAUAGGUUUACCGGAUCCAAAGAAGAUACCUAUAUUUGAAGGCCUAACAGAGGAUAUGGGAUUCUACACAUCAAAAGACUAUUUACCAAAGGUUACAUCAAGUAGCAAAGCAGGGAUGUGUGCUUGUAAAUCACAGCUUCCUCAGAUGUAUGGAAAAGUAAUAGUUCUAGGAGCAGGAGAUACAGCCUUUGACUGUGCUACUUCAGCCCUGAGAUGUGGAGCUAAGAGAGUGUAUGUUGUCUUUAGGAAAGGCUUUACUAAUAUCAGGGCUGUUCCUGAAGAGAUGGAACUUGCCCGGGAAGAAAAGUGUGAAUUCUUGCCUUUCAUGUCCCCAAAGAAGGUCAUGUCUAAAAAUGGUAAAGUAUCUGGCAUGGAGUUUGUAAGAACAGAACUAGACGAUGAUGGUAAUUGGGUAGAAGAUGAAGAGGAGAUUAUCAGGAUUAAGGCAGAUUAUAUUAUAUCUGCAUUUGGAUCAGGAUUAACUGAUUCUAAAGUUGUUGAAGCUAUGAAACCAGUUAAGUUGAACAGAUGGGGCUUACCAGAAGUGAACAAUGAAACCAUGCAGUGCAGUGAACCAUGGAUAUUCUGUGGAGGGGACAUUGCAGGUGUGGCACAGACAACUGUAGAAUCUGUUAAUGAUGGCAAAACAGCAUCAUGGUAUAUCCAUAAAUAUUUACAGUCACUUCAUGGAAUACCUAUACCAUCCGAGCCAAGCCUACCAACAUUCUUCACUCCUAUUGACCUUGUAGACAUCAGUGUUGAAAUGUGUGGAUUGAAAUUUCCUAAUCCAUUUGGACUAGCCAGUGCUCCACCAACUACCAGCAGUCCUAUGAUUCGUAGGGCCUUUGAAGCAGGUUGGGGAUUUGCUUUGACUAAGACUUACUCUUUAGAUAAGGACAUAGUGACCAAUGUAUCUCCCCGUAUAGUGAGGGGAACUACAUCAGGACAGAUGUUUGGACCAGGACAGGGUUCCUUUCUCAAUAUAGAGUUGAUCAGUGAGAAAACAGCAGCCUACUGGUGUAACAGUGUUACAGAACUGAAGAGGGAUUUCCCAGAAAAGAUUUUGAUUGCCAGUAUAAUGUGUAGCUACAGUAAGGAGGACUGGACACAACUAGCACAAAUGUCAGAGAAAGCUGGUGCUGAUGCUUUGGAGUUGAAUCUGUCAUGUCCUCAUGGAAUGGGAGAGAGAGGAAUGGGACUGGCUUGUGGACAGGAUCCAGAGUUAGUUCGUAAUAUAUGUAGAUGGGUCAGGGAAGCUGUGAAGAUUCCAUUCUUUGCUAAGUUGACACCAAAUGUUACCAAAAUAACUGAUAUUGCAAAGGCUGCUCAUGAAGGUCAUGCUGAUGGAGUAACAGCAACCAACACUGUAUCUGGAUUAAUGGGUUUGAAAGGUAAUGGAGCAGCAUGGCCAAGUAUUGGUAAAGAGAAGAGAACUACAUAUGGUGGUGUAUCUGGUAAUGCUAUACGACCUAUAGCUCUCCGUGCUGUGUCUGCUGUGGCCAAUGCUAUCCCAGGAUUCCCUAUUCUAGCCACAGGAGGUAUUGACUCUGCUGAGGCUGGGUUGCAGUUUCUGCAAGGAGGUGCAUCAGUGUUACAGGUGUGUAGUGCUAUUCAGAAUCAGGACUUCACCCUGAUAGAUGAUUACAUCACAGGAUUGAAGACACUUCUCUAUCUGAAGAGUAUUGAUGAGUUACAUGACUGGGAUGGACAGAGUCCUCCAACAAUCAAACACCAACUAGGAAAACCUGUACCUAAAUUAGCAGAUAUUCUAGGAAAGCACUUACCAUCCUUUGGACCAUAUAAGAAGAAGAAGCAGGCGGUAAUAGCAGACCAUUUUAAGAAAUCUGAUCUUUUGAGCGAUGAGAACAAACCAGAAUUGUUACGUCCACCACUGGAACCAAAGAAACCAGUUCUUGCUAUCAAGGAUAUAAUAGGGAAGGCCUUACCAAUGAUUGGGACUUAUGGUCAGUUGGACAACACACAACAGGUUGUGGCCUUGAUUGAUGAGGAGAUGUGCAUUAACUGUGGCAAAUGUUACAUGACAUGUAAUGAUUCAGGCUACCAGUCCAUCAAGUUUGAUCCAGAAACACAUCUUCCAACUGUUACUGAGGAUUGUACAGGAUGUACUUUGUGUUUGUCUGUCUGUCCGAUCAUCGACUGUAUCACCAUGGUCAAGAGGACAACACCCUACCUACCCAAGAGAGGAAUCCCCAUUCAGACAGGCUUCAAUCCCAUGCCAGCUGUUUUGUUGGAAACCAACUAGACUAUGUUUUAUCAGUUUAAGAUGACCAGAACUAUAUUCAUUGCAGAUGACAAUGGGUAGAGGGGAUUGUUUGUAUAUAUAAGCUAUAGGGAAAGUAUCGACUUGACAUCAUAUAAUAUAACUUUUUUUAUGCCCCCGCCGUAGCAUUGGUGGCAUUAAUUUUUACCCUUGUCCGUCUGUACAUACAUACGUACGUACAAACGUACGUCCCAAAAUUGGUUUCCAUUCUCUAACUUAAGUUUGCCUCAACCGAAUUUUAUGAAACUUAUACACAAUACUUAUUACCACAAAACACAGAUCAAGUUUGAAUUUUGGUGGCGUCACUUUAACCUUCUAGAGUUAUGCUCCUUUUGAAAUGGAAACAUUGCAAAAUUUUUAGUUUCCGUUCUCUAACUUAAGAUUGCCUCAACCAAAUGUUAUGAAACUUAUACACAAUGCUUAUUACUACAUAAUACAGAUUAUGUACGAAAUUUGGUGGCGACACUUUUACCAUUCUUGAGUUAUGUCCCUUUAUAAACAUAAAAAUUGCUGAAUUUUUCGUUUCUGUUCUCUAACUUUAGUUUGUCUCAACCAAAUGUUAUAACACUUAUACACAACUGUUCUAGAGUUAUGCGUGUUUACAAAUAAAAAAAUUGCUGAAUUUUUAGUUUCUGUUCUCUACUUAAGUUAGCCUCAACCAAAUGUUAUGAAACCUACACACAAUGCUUAUUACCACAAAACUUGGAUCAAGUUCAAAUUUGGGUAGCGUCACUUUUACCGUUCUUCAGUUAUGUCCCUUUAUAAGUAUAUGAUAUGCAAGCGGGGGCAUCAUCUGUGUCCACAUGUGGACACUAUCCACAUUUAUUUGGAUGUUAUUUCCCAAACUUAUUUUCAUAUUUUUUACCAAUACAGACACUUUCCUCAUAUUCUAUUGAUAAUCAUGCUAAAAGGUUUAUUCUUAGAUACUAUGCAAUGAAAAGAAGUAAUGUACAUUUUACUUCUUAUUCACUUCAAAAAAUUGUUGGAGGCAGCCAUAAACACUAUAACAUCAACAUGUUUUUGCCUUUUUAAUGUACUUUUCUGCUUUGAUACUUUCUCAUAUCAACAGCUGAUAAUUUCUUUCUAUAAACAUAUCAGUGUUUUAUAAUUCGCCAUUUCAGAAUCUAAUGGAUUAUGGGUCAAUUUUAUUGUUCAUACCCAAAAAUUAAAAUAGUGUAACAUGGUUGAAUUUCCAUUGGUUAGGAUGUUAUAAGUCAGUCACAACAUUUUUGUGAAUGCUUUUUUAAAUAUUACCGAGGAUUCAUUAAAUUCUGAAACGGCAAAUGAUAUUUUUGCAAAUAUGUAGUUCACAAAACAGGGUUAUAAUCUUUUAUAGUCACAAUGUAAUAUUCUUUGUCAACAGAAUUUUCAGGGGGAAUAUCUAAAUUGUUUUUUUCAUUUAUACAAUUGUUAUACAUUUUAUACUUUUUUUUUUUCCUUGUCUCUUAAUCUGUUAGGACUGUUUCAGACAAUUUAGAAGAGACAACUGACAAAGGUGCUCACUUACAUAUGAAUCUUUAUGCAUCUGAAUGUGCUCACUAUGACAGUUAAAGCCAAAAUGGUAAAAUUGUAGAUAUUUUAUUUACUAUUUCAGAAUUCUACUCUGGUUUGUUAUGAAUAUACCAGUGAGCGAUAAAGCCUUGCUAUAGUUGAAAUUAAAUAAGAUAGUUUCAAUGUAGAUCUACCAAGAUUGCUACUUUUACCCUUAUUUCCCAGAUUGCAUCAGUUUCAUUCAGUAUGAUGUCUGGCUAGCUCAGCAUAGUAUACUAAAGAUAAGACCUAAGAACAUUGCCAAAAAGAUAACAAUAAAAACAUAUUGCUACAAAAAUUAACUGUCAAUACUAAGAUAAAAUGGGUUAUGCCAUUGAGAAAUCAAAGAAAAAUUGAUAAAUUGUCACAAUAAAACAUAACUACAUUGUAAUUAUAAAAGUAAGAUAGCAGCUUAUGAUUGGAAAGUCGGUUACAAAAUAUUUCAUUUUUUUUUUCAUUUUAUGAUUAUUUUUUAGUUAAACUAUACAUGCCUUUAGAAUAGAUUAUUGUAUUAAAAAUGAUUAACUUUGUUAAUUUUAUGAUGAAAUAUGUUUUAUAUAUUAAAUUUAUAUUGUGAUGAACAUUUUGUUAUAUUAAGAUCAUAUAUAUUUCUACUCAAAUUAGAUCUACAUAUAGUUUUUGUUAUAAUUUACAAGAAUUUCAGGUACCACUAUGAUAACAAUCAGUGAAAUCUAUGAAUUAUUAUGUGAUUCUACUAAAAAUCUAUAUGUUAGUAUCAUAUAUAUGUUCUUAUAAUAUAUUUGUUAUUCUGAGAUUUAAAUUAUGGUGAUGUAUGAUAAAAAAACCUAGUCAUUGUUGACCUUUGUUUGCUUCUAAUACUUGUUGGUAGGUUAACUGUGGACUUGAUUACAGUAAUUGUUUUCUUUUUUUCAAGUUUGUUUUAGUUUUCUUUUCCCUUUUCACCCCUGUAAUGAGUAUUUUCAAGUUAUUUUGCUUGAAAGUUAAUUGUGCAAUAACAUAUUCAGGAAUAUAUACCUAAAUAUCUCUAUCGGUAUUAUCAAUCCUAGUCACAAACUACCUUUUUGUUAAGUUAAAAGAUGAGUUUUUGAUUUUGCAAAUACUUAUUCCUUAUAGUAAUAAUCCAGCAGACUUAUACCAUGACACUCAAAAAUAUUGAUGAAUUUUGCAUAAUAUUCAAGUUCAGCAUAUUAUUUUUUGUUGGCUUUGUUUAUAUACAUGUGAAAUAAAAACAUUUGAUAUAUUUACUUUGUAAAGAAAAAAAGGUUAAUGUGGUAUUUGUAGUAAACUUAUUUAGAAAGUUAUCAGACAGACACAUAUCAAAUAUUCUGGUUUUUCAGAUUGUUGUACAACUUUUUUUUAAUGAUAUUUGUAUUUAUUCUCAUGAAAUUUUAUAUCCAACAAGCAUCAUCUGAAAUUUAAUAAAUUAAGCUCAAUUUGCUCUUAAAAAUUAUUUGUUAUUAACAUGUGAGAGCAGAUUUUCUGUUUUGCUAGUUUACUGAGAAUUUAUUUGGAUAAACAUUUCCCUAAGCUAUCAGUCAUUAUGAUAGGUAAGAUGUAAUGGUAAAAUUCAUUGUAUCCCAAUACUUACAUGUUAAAUUAAGUAAAAUUAGGUGACCAAUUAACUAAUAAUUAAACCAAUAAAAACUAUUUUCAUUCAUAAUACUUAAAAAGAGAGAGUUACAUUUAGUGAUAAUAUACCUCAAAUAGGACAGGUACAUGUGAGUACUCAAUGUUAUUUCACUUAUGUCAAGAGGUAAGAUCAUACUGCAGUUAUCAUUAUUAUGUAAGUAAACUAUUACAUGUACUGUUACAAUUAUUCAUUGGAAACCAAUUUUUGAGGAUUUCGUGGGAACAGGUGAACCACGAAUUUGAUCGUUCAACGAAUUGUAAAUGUUCUAUAGGGUUGUAUGCAGACUUUGGCAAAACCAUGAAAUCAAAUAUCCACGAAAUUGCAGGUUUUUCUCAAUCCACGAAAAUUGGUACCCACGAAAACAAAUGAAUCCACAGUAACAAUUAUUUUUAAUCAUCAUGUUACAAAUAACAGAGCUUUUACUGAUAUCUGUAUAGUAUUUCAAUGAUUAUUAUAACUUUAGUUGUAUAACAGCUGCUGUAUGAAGAGAUCACAUUUGAUAGAGAUUAAAAUGAUAGUUCAUUGUAGACUUGUGCAUGCAAUUGUAUCCUAUAUGAUUGAUAAGGUCAGAACAGUUAAUUAUUAUUAUAUACUAGAGGUUCACUAAAUAACAAUCCCUAUUAUUAUAUAAGGAAUUAUUUGUUGGGUUUAUAUAUCUUUAUUUAGUCAUAUUUUGUUUUGUUUUUGUUUUGUUUUAUAGAUACUACCAGUUAACAUUACAUAUACACUUAAUGUCUAUUGUAAUAUUGAUAUAUUGCAUGAAUUAUAUAGAUACUACCAGUUAACAUUACAUAUACACUUAAUGUCUAUUGUAAUAUUGAUAUAUUGCAUGAAUUAUAUAGAUACUACCAGUUAACAUUACAUAUACACUUAAUGUCUAUUGUAAUAUUGAUAUAUUGCAUGAAUUAUAUAGAUACUACCAGUUAACAUUACAUAUACACUUAAUGUCUAUUGUAAUAUUGAUAUAUUGCAUGAAUUAUAUAGAUACUACCAGUUAACAUUACAUAUACACUUAAUGUCUAUUGUAAUAUUGAUAUAUUGCAUGAAUUAUAUAGAUACUACCAGUUAACAUUACAUAUACACUUAAUGUGUAUUGUAAUAUUGAUAUAUUGCAUGAAUUAUAUAGAUACUACCAGUUAACAUUACAUAUACACUUAAUGUCUAUUGUAAUAUUGAUAUAUUGCAUGAAUUAUAUAGAUACUACCAGUUAACAUUACAUAUACACUUAAUGUCUAUUGUAAUAUUGAUAUAUUGCAUGAAUUAUAUAGAUACUACCAGUUAACAUUACAUAUACACUUAAUGUCUAUUGUAAUAUUGAUAUAUUGCAUGAAUUAUAUAGAUAUUACCAGUUAACAUUACAUAUACACUUAAUGUCUAUUGUAAUAUUGAUAUAUUGCAUGAAUUAUAUAGAUACUACCAGUUAACAUUACAUAUACACUUAAUGUCUAUUGUAAUAUUGAUAUAUUGCAUGAAUUAUAUACAAUAAACAGAAUGCACUUUG